AUGCGGCGCGCCAGAAUCGCCGCCGUGUACGUACUCAAAGGCAGCUACCGCAUACAUCGACACCGCUUCGGCCUCACUGAUAGCAUCAUCUGGCUCUGCCACGUCUCCUCGUUCCCACUGGCGGCGUACCUCUCCGAGUCCUUGCCGUGGCAACAAGUCGACCCGACACUUCUUGCGAUCGCCGUCGUCGUCUACGGCCCGAUCAUCGCGUCCAUUACCGGUCAUGUCGCCGAAACCAAGAAGCGGAUGGCGCCGUUCUGA
This is a messenger RNA of Saprolegnia parasitica CBS 223.65, 261 nucleotides long. RefSeq lists its product as hypothetical. The coding region runs from base 1 to 261 and encodes 86 amino acids. The transcript has 4 exons. The record is from RefSeq and is a predicted model, not a curated record. Lineage: Eukaryota; Oomycota; Saprolegniomycetes; Saprolegniales; Saprolegniaceae.